Messenger RNA from Myotis myotis, 5822 nucleotides. It is a transcript of the gene HSPA12A, whose product is annotated as heat shock protein family A (Hsp70) member 12A. The record is from RefSeq and is a predicted model, not a curated record. Bases 193 to 2268 code for a protein of 691 amino acids. NCBI's taxonomy places the organism in Eukaryota, Metazoa, Chordata, Mammalia, Chiroptera, Vespertilionidae. The transcript has 13 exons.
GGGAAGCGGGUGCUGUCCCAGGUCCCUACCAGGUGCCCGUAGACGUCGGCAGGCUGGAGGUAGAAGGUGGAGUUGAGCAGCUCUUCCAGCCUGCGCGGGACGUCGUUCUCCCGGUAGUACUCCAGCGCCUGCUGCUUCAGCCUCCGCAGCUCCCUAGCGGGCCCACAGCCGCGGCCGCCGCCUUCGUCCCCCAUGAUGGAGAGUGUUGGCGUGUAUGGAUUCUGUGGAUGUACAUCGAAGAACAAAAUGAAGUGUGACUCAAGGUGGGAGGUAACCGCUACAGAAACGGCCCCCACGUCUGCAUACUCAUCUCCUGCCCGGAGUCUCGGGGACACAGGGAUCACACCUCUGUCCCCCUCCCAUAUCGUGAACGAUGCCGACCCGAGCGUCUCAGAGCAGCAGGCGUUUCUCGUGGUGGUGGCCAUCGACUUUGGGACCACGUCUAGCGGCUACGCCUACAGCUUCACCAAGGAGCCGGAGUGCAUUCACGUGAUGAGGCGGUGGGAAGGAGGUGACCCUGGGGUGUCCAACCAGAAGACCCCCACCACCAUCUUGCUGACCCCCGAGAGGAAGUUCCACAGCUUCGGGUACGCUGCCAGGGACUUCUACCACGACCUGGACCCCAACGAGGCCAAGCAGUGGCUGUACCUGGAGAAGUUCAAGAUGAAGCUGCACACGACUGGGGACCUCACCUUGGAUACAGACCUGACAGCAGCCAAUGGCAAGAAGAUCAAAGCCCUAGAAAUCUUUGCUUACGCCCUGCAGUACUUUAAGGAGCAGGCGCUGAAGGAGCUGAGCGACCAGGCGGGUUCGGAGUUCGAGAACUCUGAUGUCAGAUGGGUGAUCACGGUGCCUGCCAUCUGGAAGCAGCCCGCCAAGCAGUUCAUGAGGCAAGCUGCCUACCAGGCGGGCCUGGCCUCCCCCGAGAACGCGGAGCAGCUCAUCAUCGCCCUGGAGCCCGAGGCCGCCUCCAUCUACUGCCGGAAGCUGCGGCUGCACCAGAUGAUGGAGCUGAGCAGCAAGGCCGCGGUCAAUGGGUACAGCUCCAGAGACACAGUAGGAGCUGGGUUUGCACAGGCUAAGGAGCACGUACGGCGCAAUCGGCAGAGCCGGACCUUUUUGGUGGAGAAUGUCAUAGGCGAGAUCUGGUCCGAGCUGGAGGAAGGUGACAAGUAUGUGGUUGUGGACAGUGGCGGUGGCACCGUAGACCUGACCGUCCAUCAGAUACGGUUACCAGAGGGACACCUUAAGGAACUGUAUAAAGCCACAGGGGGACCCUAUGGAUCCUUAGGAGUCGAUUACGAAUUUGAAAAGCUCCUGUGUAAGAUAUUCGGAGAGGACUUCAUCGAGCAAUUCAAAAUCAAGCGUCCCGCCGCCUGGGUGGACUUGAUGAUUGCGUUCGAGUCUCGCAAAAGGGCGGCCGCCCCGGACCGCACCAACCCGCUGAACAUCACCCUGCCCUUCUCCUUCAUCGAUUACUACAAGAAGUUCCGCGGCCACAGCGUGGAGCACGCCUUGCGGAAGAGCAACGUGGAUUUUGUGAAGUGGUCCUCCCAGGGGAUGCUGAGGAUGAGCCCUGAUGCCAUGAAUGCCCUUUUCAAGCCAACCAUCGACAGCAUCAUCGAGCAUCUGCGGGACCUGUUCCAGAAGCCCGAGGUGUCCACGGUCAAGUUCCUCUUCCUGGUGGGCGGCUUCGCAGAGGCGCCCCUCCUGCAGCAGGCGGUCCAGGCCGCCUUCGGGGACAAGUGCCGCAUCAUCAUCCCCCAGGACGUGGGCCUCACCAUCCUCAAGGGCGCCGUGCUCUUCGGCCUGGACCCCGCCGUCAUCAAGGUGCGCCGGUCCCCGCUCACCUACGGGGUGGGUGUGCUCAACCGCUACGUGGAGGGCAAGCACCCGCCCGAGAAGCUGCUGGUGAAGGACGGCACCCGCUGGUGCACCGACGUCUUCGACAAGUUCAUCGCCGCCGACCAGUCCGUGGCGCUGGGCGAGCUGGUCAAGCGCAGCUACACGCCCGCCAAGCCCUCCCAGCUCGUCAUCGUCAUCAACGUGUACAGCUCCGAGCGCGACAACGUGAGCUUCAUCACCGACCCCGGGGUGCGCAAGUGCGGCACGCUCCGCCUGGACCUCACGGGCACCGGCGGCACCGCGCCCGCCCGGAGGGAGAUCCAGACCCUCAUGCAGUUCGGGGACACCGAGAUCAAGGCCAUGGCCGUCGACGUCGCCACCUCGAAGAGCGUCAAGGUGGGGAUCGACUUCUUGAAUUACUGACGGGCCCUCGCGGCGGCCUGCCCCUCGGACUCAGCCCACCUGCACCUGCCGACCUCAACCCUGACUGUCCUUUCCCUGCCCUUGACCCUUGACACGGCGCACCCGAGCUGCAGCAGGCGGAUGAGACUGGAGCUAGAAAUACCAGGGCCAGAAGCACAGAGGGGUUUCUGCGGGCACACUGGCGUCGGGAAAUUCAGAUUGAGGUUUGGGGGUAAGAAACCCAAGGGAGAGCAGCUGGUUUCAUGGGCCCCCGGCAGAACACCCACCCGGCGAGGGAGCCAGGACAUCUCUGCACCCGGAUGAGCUCGCUCUCAACACCCCUCCGUCGAGCAGAACCAGGAUGCUCUGUGACUGUCCUUCUGGAUCCGAAAGGCGAGCGCUGAGCAGGACGAGAUUCUCCAUCUCCCUGAGGCUUUUCCUUUCGCCUGUUUUGGGCAGCAGUUGCUGUAAAGUGCCCCCCCCCCCCCCCCCCCCCGCCAUCUGCAGUUCGUUGCUUUUCCUGGUCAUGCGAUUGAAAGUGGAGAUUCGGUGGGAAGCUGGAGCGCGUUUCACGGGUGGGAGAAGACUGCCUACACUGGGCACUAUUUCAGGUUCGCGUUUAAAUUCCAAAUUGGUUCUGUGGAGAAUCACUGUGGCUGGGCGGAUCCCGGGGAUUGGUGUGAGGGGAGAGCUGACACCUCAGCGUUUCAGCAGGUAGAAGCUCGCUGCGAUGGAAAUGAACGUCCCCUACGCCGUGUCACUUCUGGCAUCAGGAGGCCAAGUCCCCACUUCCGAAUUCAUCAGUAAUUCUAGGACGUCCGGGUGAGGAAAUGAGGUUGCCCAGGAGUCCGGAACAGCUCCUCGUUUUGAAAACAUAUUUCAAAUGAACUCCGUCCUCCCAGCUCACACUCUUCCCCCUAAAGGGUUUGGCCAUUUAUUCCUACGUUUUCAAAGGGUUAGAAAUGUGUGAGUGACGUCAUCAGUUUUAAAGUCCGUCCGAAAGGAACCGUAGGUCUACGCUGGACGGGCCAAGCCAGAUGUUUUCCAAAGCCGCUCUGUGAGUCUCCGGCACGAGGGCGCUGGUUCAAAGCAGGUUCCUGGAAAUGUCCAAUGGCUACCUUGUUCACCUGGAACUGUUACGACUGGUGUAAUACUGUGCACCAGCUAGAUGUAAGUGAAAAAGAAAAAGCAGUUUCCUGGAUCCUAUCCCUUUUAUGCACUGAAGUCCCAUCUUGGCGAGGAGACCAAGGCUGCGAUUUCAGUAGACGCUGCGGGGACUGUGGUUUAGCUGUGUGUGAGGGCUCCUCACUAGGAUCUUGUCGGAAGCUGACAUGCAGACCAGAGCUGCCACCCGGCCUUCCCGUCGGUCUGGGCUCCCCUCGGGACAGGGUUUGCAGGAAGAACAGCCAUCCCACACUUGCCCUCUGGUGAGUGGGGCUGGGGCCCCACCCGGCUUGAGGAGGUGCUUUUGACCCUCACAGGAGGGGCCUGGGGAGGAAGGCGACGCCUAAGAAAGGGGCUGCUGAGGAACCAGCGGUGGGGCCUGUGCUCUCUCCUUCCUUCCAGUCUUCUCCAACCUUCCAGGACCAGUUGAGAAAGAACCCUGGGUCUGAUCACAGCCCACCCGAUCUGUUCAGCACCAUCUCUCCCGCCUGCUGGAGCCCGCUCCGGUGUUAAAUCCCUGGGAGCAUGCGUAACGCACGGAGGGAGGCUGGGCGAACCAACUUCCAUGCGCAUUGGAUUCUCACACCCAUCCUCGGCCGAUACGCAGAUGUGAACGAGCAUUUUCGUGUCAUUUUAACAUGUCUCCCUCGUCACCUUGCCUGCCGCAGAAUUCCCUAGUAGAGCGCGCAACACCACGGACCACGACUAGGGGGUGCUAGUCACACCACCGCCAGGGGCGCGCUGGUGCCGCAGAGGUGCUGCUGGUGUCCCUGCUGCCUGCUCUGCUUCCCGCACCUGCUCUGGGUCUCCGGUGUGACCAGCCAUCCUCUACACACAGGACCUUUCAGCUUCGUUAUAAGUAAUAUAAUUUUAUGUACAGACAGUAUCAGAAUAUUGUACAGAUUCUUUAUUUCUACAAUGUGCUUUUUUUUUGUUUAAAAAAUAGGAAAAUGCUCUUUGCAUUUUGUUGAUGACAUUGCUGCCUUUAACUUCCCCUGGUUUCCUUUCUUCCCUGCGCUGACCGCUCCUUAGUUUGUACCGAUACUACCCUAUGGACUGUGUACGCAAGACCGAGCCACAGACAGAGGUGCCUGGGGUCCGAAUACCCGGAGCACAUGGGCCUCCUGGGUCGGCAGCUUCGUCAGACUCGUCUACACACGCGUCCUUCCCAAAGGGUCACAGUUUGCAGUUAAGGGAGCAUAAUAAUGUGCAGAUUCUCCUGUCCGGUCUCCGAGCUGAACGCUGGGUUCUGUAAGCAGUGGCUCUGCAGGAAACUCUCUGCGGCUCUGCAGGCUGCCCCGCUCUCCUUGUGGGACAGAGCAGCCCCUCUGAGGGCCAAGUGGGGUCCAUGGGCGGGAGGUGCUCAGGUCGCCAGGGUCAAAGGAGGCCUCCGGUGGGAGCAGAUCCAGCUCUUUCACUGGAUCAGGUGUCAGGGUGGCUGACAUGGCCAAGUCCCCCUCUUUCUGGCUAAGGAAGGCCUUUCCCGCCUUGCGUCAAAGACGUCUCCUUGUCUAUUUCUCUUACUAUCAGCCGGUUGAAACGGGAAAUGUGGGCAAAUAGAGGGUGGAGAGGGAGUAGUCCUUUUACUGGACUUGCUUCUGGCCCCAGAGAUGCAGCCCCAAGAGUGGAACUCCUUAGAAGGCAUCCCCCAAACCCAUCCCUGCUCCCCUUUCCCCCGUGGAAAUAUUCACGAGUAAGCGGACUGGGUGGGCAAGUACACUCGGACACGUUUUCUAACCUUAGGAAGUUGCUGCAAGGCCUGUUGUCUUGACACAUCACUCAGCUGUCCCUGGCGUGUUAUCCGAUGUUCACUUUUCCUGGAAGCAGAACGGUCAAAGGGUUUCUUUUGUACCUGCCCUUUCUGCACACAGCAGGCAUUCGUCAGUUCUCAAGGACAGACAAGUUACAGAAAAGAGAGGAAGGAGGAGGAGCCCUGCGAGCCUGUGUGCGUAGCGGUGGCCAAGAUGCGUCCAGUUCACAGAGCCUGCCCUCCCCCUAGAAUGAUAUUUAGAUCAAGUUUAGCUUUUAGCGUCCAGGUCUGGUUAACUGCCAGGGUGGCCUAGAAUCGCAUGCACCAAUAUACCCAGGAGUCAAAAUGCAAUAUUAGUCGGCGAUCGAACUUCACAUUGUAGAGACAAAAUAGCUGUGAUUAAGCCGCAUACGUAUGCUGGGAAAUGGCUUAACCGGAUGACUAGUAUAAAGGUUGUUGGCCGUAAUGCUAUACCUCUCGUCUGCUUGGAAUAAGGAACUAGAUUCUCAAAUGGGUCUUGUUCAAGCUUCACAGAACUUUGUGGCAACUCACGACUCGACAAGGUUGUAUCUGCAAACUCUGUCUUCACAGAUUCUAAUAAAACAAAGCUCUGGAUUUCGUGUGGCCCAGACUUUUUCCCCCCGAUUCUGACUGUGUAAAU